Messenger RNA from Alosa alosa (allis shad), 1374 nucleotides. It is a transcript of the gene antkmt, whose product is annotated as adenine nucleotide translocase lysine methyltransferase. The transcript is spliced from 7 exons. NCBI's taxonomy places the organism in Eukaryota, Metazoa, Chordata, Actinopteri, Clupeiformes, Clupeidae. The record is from RefSeq and is a predicted model, not a curated record. Gene Ontology annotation, molecular function: protein-lysine N-methyltransferase activity. The coding region runs from base 149 to 799 and encodes 216 amino acids. Gene Ontology annotation, biological process: positive regulation of proton-transporting ATP synthase activity, rotational mechanism; peptidyl-lysine trimethylation; regulation of mitochondrial ATP synthesis coupled proton transport. Gene Ontology annotation, cellular component: mitochondrion.
AACACAAAUGCUUCACUCUGUCGGGAGUUACGGUAUGAUUUCGGGAUGGACCGAAAAGCUUGCUCCUGAAGGUUAGCAGAGCCCGUCUAUUAGACAUUCUCUAAGAGUAAACACUGCGGUGUGACCAUGGUAGUAACCGUGCAAAGACAUGGACACAGACAGCCCAGAUGAAUUGCUCUCAGAGUUCAGAGAAAGGCGUCUGGGUGUUUGGGGUGUCCUGCAGGUCACUGCUGGAACAGGAUUAGCUGUUUAUGGCAUGUGGGCUGGGAUCCUCAUGCCAGGGUUCCGCAAAGUUCCUUUAAAAUUGCAGGUGCCUUACUUGCCAGCUAGCAGGGCGCAAGUGCGGAAUGUGAUGACAUUGCUACAUGGAAGAUCUGGAGGUGUGGCUGAUCUAGGCUCUGGAGAUGGAAGGAUUGUACUGGAAGCCUAUAAAACGGGGUUUUCUCCUGCUAUUGGCUAUGAGUUGAAUCCUUGGCUCGUGCGGCUGGCUAACUUUCAUGCAUGGAGAGCAGGGUACUCUGGGAAGGUAUUCUAUCGCCGGGAGGAUUUAUGGAAGGUUGAUCUCUCUGGAUGUAAGAAUGUCACAGUUUUUCUGGCUCCAAGUGUACUCACUCUUCUGCAGGAGAAAUUACUGGCAGAACUUCCUGAUGAUGCCUUGGUUGUUGCUGGCCGCUUCCCUUUCCGUGAUUGGACACCAUUUCGAGUGGAGGGAGAGGGUGUUGACCGGGCCUGGGCUUAUAAUAUGCAAGCCUUAAGACAACACAUACCCGGAGAGGACAAAAACUCUUUACAGUCCUGAAGCAGAAGAUGAAUCUAGUGUCAGCUUCUGUAUAAAUAGGAUGUAUAUCAGCUUGUCACGGAUCAAUGUAACAACAGAUUGCUAACAUCCAGCAAUAAUGGAAUGUAGUAGGUCACAGAGCAUGAGGCAGUUGUUUGAAGUUUUAAGUCAGAAUUUGUGCAAGCAAACAGAGUUAUGACACUUCCACUAGUUCUCUUUUCCUCUGAAAUUAAUUGUCAGCCAAAUGUGAGCUCUUUUAUUGGUUGUUUUCAAGCAUGUUUUAUAAUUAUUCAGUAAAUAUAUUUAUUAACUUUUAUCAGUCUUUUAGAAUGAACUGUUAGAACCUAUGGUGUUUUCGGAUACGUUGAGUUUCAUUUUAGGAUACAUGUGGUGCCUUGCCUUUGACACUGUGCCUGCAAUCUUGGGUUAGCCACUUCCUCUGAGACAACAGAGGACUCAGAAAAACGAGCAAAAAAUGGAGCACAGUCAAAACUGUACAUGUUAUAAUGUUUGUAUCUUUCUUAAAAAAAAAAACCCCUCCAGUCUGAUGUGAAAAGUGGCCAAUAAAAUAUGUCUCUCGAUGUGGGAAAUUAAAA